This is a messenger RNA of Anopheles bellator, 1820 nucleotides long. RefSeq names its product glucose-fructose oxidoreductase domain-containing protein 1. The record is from RefSeq and is a predicted model, not a curated record. Gene Ontology annotation, molecular function: nucleotide binding. The transcript has a single exon. NCBI's taxonomy places the organism in Eukaryota, Metazoa, Arthropoda, Insecta, Diptera, Culicidae. Bases 95 to 1342 code for a protein of 415 amino acids.
CAAGAAGCAAUAGGCGGAACGGCCGUGAUUUCGUGCCUUAUCGGCUCGAUAGCUUUCGCGCGUGUUGUGUGUGUUGACACCGUGGCCCGCAAAAAUGCUUCCCGGAAUCGGAAUGUUCGGGACGGGCGAAGUGACGCAUGUUCUGGUGCCGAUAUUGCGUGACAAGGGCUUCAACAUCGUGGCCAUCUGGGGCCGCACGCUGAAGGAGGCGGAGCAGGCGGCCCAGGAGCUCCGGAUACCGUUCCACACGGCCAAGAUCGACGAUGUGCUGCUUCGGAAGGACGUUGACCUCGUGUUUAUCACCUGCCCACCGUAUCUGCACUCUCAGAUUUCGGUAAAGGCCCUUGGCAUCGGGAAGCACGUCGUCUGCGACAAACCCAUGACGUUGUUGCAGACCGAUGCACUGAAGAUGGUGCGCGCCUGCCAGUACUAUCCGACACUAAUCUCGAUCGUGAACCACUCGCUGCGCUUUCUGCCCGCGAUCGCACACAUGCGGCGAGCCAUCCACGAGGGUUACCUCGGCCCGGCCUCCGACCUGUCGCUGAUCGACGUGAAAGUGCGCAUGGGAUCGCUGUUCCGGACAAGGUACGAUUGGCUGUGCGAUGAGACGAUGGGUGGCGGAGCGCUCAAUCUCGUCGGAAGCCAUGUGAUCGAUUUGGUUAAGUUUCUGACCGAGCGCAAGGCGAUCCGCGUGCACGGAACGGUGCGAACGUACGUGCAGCAAGUGAACGGGAUCGCGGGCAUACGGCGCAUCACGGCACCGGACUUUUGCAUGUUCCAGAUGGAGCUCGAAGGGGGCAACGGUGGCCCGGGGACGCUCGUGACGGUCAACGUGAACUGCCACCUGUCGAACAACUCCUUCCAGCAGGAGGUGGUCGUGUACGGUCCGAAUGGUCACUUGACGGUGCGCGGUGGCGAUCUUGUCGGCCACCGGCGCAACGGGGACACCGGCACUAUCAAGGAGGAGAUGCUGUACGUGGAUGUGCAGGAUUUGCAGUUUUCGCCCGGCGGUCAGGACACCGUGCUGCCGAGGCCCUACGUGAAGGGGCUCUGCAAGUUGGUUGGGGCACUGCGGGAUGCAUUCCACCCGAACAAGGAGAGCGCGGGAUGGAUCAAGGAACCGGUACAGGCGGCGGCCACCUUCGAAGACGGACUGUACGUGCAGGCGGUGCUGGACGCGGUACGGAAGUCGAGUGACGAGCGGUGCUGGACGAAGGUUUCGAUCUGCACCGACUCGCCGACGAACCAAAAGGGAGCUCUGGCUAGUGCGGCCGCCCGGAUCGCGUCCGUCUCGGCCAUUCGGGUCGACCCCAGUAUUAACCACGCAGCCGGGUACUUCUGAGUGGUCCCUUCACGUCGCGCCGACUGACCGCAGGUUGCCGGUGAAUCGUAAAUCGUCCUUUUUAUAUGCGUUUAUUUAUUAUUACUUUUUAAAAGAUAACCCAAUCCAACUCGUAGGUUUAACGCCGCCACGCGAACAACAAUGGCCGAAAGGCUUUCUGUGUGUGAGAGAGAGAGCAUUUUUCCACUGCUAUCAAGUACAAUCUUUUACAAACAUUCUCUUUGUAUCUAAAUCGAAGCUAUUUAUUACCGCAAGCGUGCUCCAUCAGUCCACCGUCCAUCGCUAAUCACUAAAUUAAUGCCAUCCUUUCGAGUUUUCCAAUCACGCGCCAUUGUUCGUUCAUUUGCCGUUAGAGUAUCAUUCGUCGUUUUGUGCGAUGUGAAUUUUGUAUUUGUGUUUUACACCGGGAAACAAGGAAUAAAUAAUAUUUAUCGUCACUUCACUUGCUGGCAGCGAGAUUACAUCCGACAGGCGGUAG